UGGAGUUUUAAAGAGCAGGUACAUUCUAUUGGAGAGGACGACUUUGCAUCACAAGGGUAGUUCAGAACAAGAUCGCUCUGUUCGGAGAUUAGCACCAAGAAAAGACAGAGCGCUGCUUUCAGCACCAAGGACAACUCUUUGUACUGAAGCAAACGGUUGAAGCACAAUAUUCAAAGCUAUGUUACAAAGGAACAGUUCCCAGCUUCUGCUGUUAUUAGCCCUGUGCAGUGUGUUAUAUUCUAGGACAUUGGGACUACCUGCUCUUGGAACAUACUCUACCAUGAGGUUGGGGAACACAAUUACUUUGGAUGGAGAUAGUGAUAGCGACUGGACAAAGGACUCAUCAAAACACGAAUCAGUUCCAGAAAGCUAUAAACUUUAUUAUGAUUUAUCAAAUGCAGUGGCCAGAACUGCACGACAUGCGGAUGGGCUUUUCACUAGUGGAUACAGUAAACUUCUUGGUCAGCUUUCAGCAAGAAGGUACUUGGAGUCCCUUAUUGGAAAAAGGGUCAGCAACAACUUUUUGGAGGAACAAAUACCAGUCAAGCGCCACUCUGAUGCCAUAUUUACUGACAACUAUAGCCGCUUUCGAAAACAAAUGGCUGUAAAGAAAUACCUAAACUCUGUCCUUACAGGAAAGAGAAGCCAGGAAGACAUGAAUCCAACAAGCCUUCAGGAAGAAGUCACCCUUAAUGAACCCUACUCAGAAAACUAUGAUGAAGUUUCUGUAAAUGAGCUCCUGAGCCAUCUCCCACUGACCCUCUGAAGAAACACAUGAUAAUUUUACAUAUGUUUCAGUUUAAAUAGCAUUACAAGGACUUCAGUACUAAAACCAAAACAUUUAUUGUGGAGUUGAUGGUGAUACUGUAUAUGUGGUUGUUAUAUAUAAAAGUUGAUGUUUACAGUGUAAAUAUUAUAAUUACAUUUUUGCCUAAAGCUGUACAUAUGUAUGCUAGCCAUGAAUUCAUAAAUAUUGUGUGGGCUUAUCUUCUGUAAAUCCUUAGUUCAAUAAAU
Molecule: messenger RNA, 1014 nt
Organism: Polyodon spathula (Mississippi paddlefish)
Lineage: Eukaryota; Metazoa; Chordata; Actinopteri; Acipenseriformes; Polyodontidae
Product: VIP peptides-like
Exons: 7
Coding region: 179-766 (195 amino acids)
Biological process (GO): learning or memory; positive regulation of penile erection; phospholipase C-activating G protein-coupled receptor signaling pathway
Cellular component (GO): perikaryon; extracellular region; neuron projection
Molecular function (GO): peptide hormone receptor binding; neuropeptide hormone activity
Source: RefSeq, a predicted model, not a curated record